UCAAAUAUCUCAGGCUCUCUCAGCUAAGCUAAGCUUUAUUAAAAUAAAUAAACAAUACAUAUUUCUCUUUCUUGUUGCUCUUUUUUGUCUAUCACGGUUUUUUAUUGGUAAAUAACUAAGACUAGCAGGUACUAGUUUUACUGGGUCAUUCGUAUUUGAAUUUUCUUCGUUCUUUGUCUUGGCUUUUUGUACAUUUACUUGGAAAAUAUAAACAAAGAAAGAGAGAGAAGAGUCAAGGGGUUUUGGUUGAAAAUAGGGUUCUUUAUUUAUUAUCAAAAUGACUAUAAUUUUCAUUUCCUGGAAGUAUCCUUUAAUGCGUAUCAAUUAAGUUGUUGGAAUUUUUUGUUAGAAUUCUCCGGCCCUUUUUUCUUUUUUGUUAUUAGAGAUGUUAGGCGAAGAUGAAAAAGACCGGCAUGCCAGGGCCGGUGUUGCUGCCCGUAAACCAUAUCUACGGUCUGUUUCUUGGACUGACCGUUCCCCAAUUAAGCCUCACCCCAGACCGCCGCAAAACACAAAGGGGAGGUCUUGCUUGCCUCCCCUUUCUAUAACAAGAAGACCUGUGGAAGAGUGGCCAAAAGCUGGUUCUGAUGAUCUUGGUGUUUGGCCUAAUCCCCAGACGCCUAGGGGCUCAGUUAAGCCCCUUGAGAGUCCUGGUUCCAAUAGGGAGUUUCAGUUGAGGAGGGAUAAGCUAGCUUUCUUUGAUAAGGAGUGUUCCAGGAUUGCUGAACAUAUUUAUUUAGGGAGUGAUGCCGUGGCUAAGAAUAGGGAACUUUUGAGAAAAAAUGGGAUUACUCAUGUUUUGAACUGUGUUGGCUUUGUUUGUCCCGAGUAUUUCAAGCAUGAUCUUGUUUAUAAAACACUUUGGUUACAAGAUAGCCCGUCUGAGGAUAUCACCAGCAUUCUUUAUGAUGUGUUUGAUUACUUUGAAGAUGUCCAAGAACAAGGCGGGAAGGUGCUGGUACACUGCUGCCAAGGAGUUUCAAGAUCAUCUUCUCUGGUUAUUGCCUAUCUCAUGUGGAGGGAAGGACAGAGCUUUGAGGACGCAUUUCAGUAUGUGAAGGCAGCUCGAGGGGUGACUAAUCCAAAUACAGGGUUUGCUUUCCAACUUCUGCAGUGCCAGAAGAGGGUUCAUGCUGUGCCUGCAAGCCCCAAUUCUGUGCUUAGGAUGUAUAGGAUGGCUCCACAUUCCUCAUACGAUGCUCUUCAUCUUGUGCCAAAAAUGGUAAAUUAUCCAGGUAAACUCGCACUUGACUCUCGUGGGGCCUUUAUUGUGCAUGUUCCUUCUGCCAUAUAUGUUUGGGUUGGAAAGAAAUGCAACUGUGUAAUGUCAAAUAGUGCUGGAUCAGCUGCCAAUCAGGUUAUUCGGUAUGAACAGGCAAAGGGUCCUAUUUUAACUGUGAGAGAAGGGGAUGAGCCCUUGGAAUUCUGGGAUGCCCUUGCUAGUGGACAGAUCUCAGCAGAUGGAUGUGACAGAGCUGAGGUCAGGAAGGUAGUUAAGUUGGCUUCUGAGAAUGAUAACAUAGCUGCAGUAAGCAAAAUUUUUGUAGGUGAAAGGAAGGUAGAUGAUUAUGAUUUGGAUUUUCAACUUUUCCACAAAGCACUUGCUGGUGGAGUUGUUCCACCUUUUUCAGUGUCAAACACUGAAUCAGAAACUUGCCUUCCUGCCAGAGAAAAUGGAUGGGGUAGGCUAAGACAGAAGUUUGCUAAUGGAAUCAUGAAAGAGUUUCUAAAUUCAUCUAAACUGGGUUGUUGUAACCUGUCUCCAGUUUAUGAUAGAUCAGAUAUGGUUAUGGAAAUUCAUAAAGAUACAAAAGAUACCGUUUUGAUCUUGUCACCAUCAUCUUCAUCAAUCUUCCCAUGUGGUAAACCAGAAUCCUUUGAUUGUUUCCCAGAUUGUAGCCCAAUUCAAAGUAAAGAUCCUUGUGAAGAAGUAGAAAAGUUAGUCACACCUUUUGGUUCUCCAUUAUUACCAAGCUCUCCUUGCGGUUCAUCAAACUCUUUUUCUUGUUUUGCAGCUAUUAGCCCAAAACUCAGUUCCAAGUCUCCCUCACUUUCACCUUCAGCAUCUGACUAUGCCAGUUCUUUUACCUUUUCACCCUCAUCCUCUAAUUGGUCUGACUUGUCAUAUUUGUCUUCUCAGCAGCCUUCACCCUCUGGCCUGGAAGCCACCGAUCUGUCUCCAAUCAAAAAGAAUGUUUCCUCGAUGGAGAAUUCUUGUUUACCAUAUAAAGAAAGUUUCCCAUCAUCAACAAAGUCAUUUUCUUCCGAUUGUAUUUUGAGAGUGGAAAAUCCUUGCAUGCCUUGUAAAGGUACUCCCCCCUCACUUGCAGAGCGCAGGGGGAGUCAUCGUCCACCACGCAUGUGGUUACCAUCAGCGGAUGCACAGGUCCCUGGUACUCUUGUAAGGUCUAGGUCCUUUUCUCUGCCCAACUUGGAGGAUGAUGUAAUGAAUGACAUUGAUUGUAAUCGCUAUGAACCUGAAGAUGGUGGAGAAGAGUUAAUGUUAGAUGUUGAAGCUGUUCCUAGCAUUGAGUCACAUAGUAGGGGUGAAGAUAAAAGGGAAUAUGGAGAAUGUCAAGCUCAAUCUAGUGGUAUCUUUAAGACACCUACCAGGGUAACCACCCCGGCUCUGUAUCAGUGGCCUACACUCAAUAAAGUGGAGAUGCAUAGAUCUGACAUCCUUGAGCCUGCUGCAGUAUAUGUGUUGUUGGCUUCAGAAAGAAGUUUGGGUGCAAGUGAUCAUUCUACUGUUUUAUAUAUCUGGCUAGGGCGUGACGCGUGUGAAAAAGGGCAGAGCCAAUUUUUAAGCUGUGAUGACACACACGGGAAUAGCCAUCAUCACUGGGAAUCUAUUGGCCAUGACUUUCUUAAUAAAAUGGAUUUGCCCCUAAAUGCCUCUGUACAGAUAGUUCGAGAAGGUGAGGAGCCAGAGCAGUUCCUGAAACUUUUCAACUGUUAUAUGGUUUUAGAAGGCUGAACGGGGGGGCUUCCAUGUUUAAGAGGGGCUUAACCAUGAUGUGGGGUGUCUUUGAAGAGGUUGGUAAUGAUCUUUUUCCUAACAUCCUCAAUGGAUUAAGAAAAGGAAAAAUGGCAGCUCAGUAAAAGGUGAGUUAGCAUCCCAAGCAGUGCAAGUGAUUUCUAUCUGCUUGUGUGAUGUAUUGUUGACAACAUCUAAGGUAUUGUUUAACAAAACAUGUAAAGAAAAUAAAGCCCUGCCGUACUCUAGCAAUAGGAACUUGAAAUAAAUACUCAGUUGCAAUCAUUUCUAUAGUCUUUCAGUUGUACCACAGAUGUUGCCUUGUUUGUAUGGGAACAUGUUCAAUCCAAGCCUUCAACAUCGUCA
This is a messenger RNA of Gossypium raimondii (Peruvian cotton), 3343 nucleotides long. RefSeq names its product protein-tyrosine-phosphatase MKP1. Lineage: Eukaryota; Viridiplantae; Streptophyta; Magnoliopsida; Malvales; Malvaceae. The record is from RefSeq and is a predicted model, not a curated record. The transcript is spliced from 2 exons. Bases 386 to 2977 code for a protein of 863 amino acids. Gene Ontology annotation, molecular function: actin filament binding; protein tyrosine/serine/threonine phosphatase activity. Gene Ontology annotation, biological process: protein dephosphorylation.